This is a messenger RNA of Drosophila willistoni, 7266 nucleotides long. RefSeq names its product mucin-2 (gene zye). The record is from RefSeq and is a predicted model, not a curated record. Lineage: Eukaryota; Metazoa; Arthropoda; Insecta; Diptera; Drosophilidae. The transcript is spliced from 3 exons. The coding region runs from base 15 to 7205 and encodes 2396 amino acids.
GACACACCCUCAAGAUGGUCAACAUCGGCCAUAUUUUCCUGCUAAUGCAGGUUUUGGUCAUAGCGGCAGGUGUGAUGGCUAUUAACGAUGAUGACGAUGAUUCAAUCAAUGAUAUUACUGAAUUGGAUGGAUCUCUUAGCCGUUUUAUUAGGGAUACAUCAGCUCAAAAUAUUGCGAAAAUCGAUGUGAAAUGCGAUCAAGCGAAUGGCAUGAUAGUUGAAGUUGAAUUCAAUGAAAUAUUCAAUGGAGUCAUUUACAGUCAGGGCUAUUUUAGUGAUCCCAAAUGCAACUAUGUAAAGGCCAACAGCAAUGAACGUACAUUCAUCUUUAAUGUUCCUUUCGAUGGCUGUGGCAGCAAGCCAUCUUGUUCCCUGUGCGCUUCUGUUGAUAAUAUUCUAAUUAUUCAGAAUGAUGAGGACGUUCAGGAGAGUUGGGAUAUAGCCCGUAAGAUAUCGUGCAGUCGCGGCGAUGAGCAGGAGAAAACCGUUUACUUUAAGCCCUUCGUUGUGGACAUGCUGGAAGUUGUCUCUGUGGAUACGCCAAGUGGUCCGGUUGAGUGUUGGAUGGAAAUCGGUACAGGAAUACCGCCAAAUAUUAAGCCCAUAAACUAUACCCUGAAACUGGGCACCGAUAUAACCUUUACCAUCAAUGUGAAACAUUUAACACAGACUUGGGAUGUGAAUAUCCUUCAGUGCUAUGCCUCUGAUAAUACCGAUUUCGAUGGACGCAACACCAAGAGGCUUAAGCUCUCCGAUAAGAGAGGCUGUUCAUUGAAACCAAAAAUAUUCGGAGAAUGGAAAAAAUUGGAAUUAUCUUCGAAUGGUGGACAGACCUCAACAUUUUAUAACACGCUCAAGGCAUUUAAGUUCCCAGACCGCUCUCAGGUUUAUCUAAAAUGCGAUAUUGAAUUAUGUAAUGGCAGUUGUGAGCGGGACUACACCUGUGGUGAUUUGAUCGAUGACCCAUGUCCUCCUGGCUCCAAUAAUGUCAAUUGCGGUAAAACUGAUCUCACAACAACCCGGCCGCGAACGACUAGUAGGGUCCCCAUAACAUCACCAAGACCAAGGUGUUAUCCAGGAUCCACUGAUCCCCGUUGUCCUCAAGAAUCAAGAACUACUCUCAAACCAAGAUGCUAUCCUGGUUCAACCGACCCAGAAUGCGCCACAUAUCUUCCAUCAACCACAAGACUACCGGUAACUAAACCAAGAUGUUACCCUGGUUCCACAGACCCAGAUUGUCAAAUUCUUAUUAAGACAACUCAACCUCCAUUGAAUUCUUGUCGCCCUGGUUCCACUGAUCCAGAGUGUCUUAACUGUAACCCUGGUUCCCCAGAUCCAAGAUGUCCUCAAGUGAGAACUACUCCAAAACCAGGUUGUUUUGAGGGGUCAAAUGAUCCGAAAUGUCAAAAGCCAACGUACUUGCCACCAACUACGCGGACUACUACUACAAGAAUUCCCGUAACUACCACGAGGCCAAGGUGUUAUCCCGGGUCAACAGAUUCUCGAUGUCCACAAGAACCUAGAACUACUCCAAAGCCAAGAUGUUAUCCUGGUUCAGACGAUCCAGAGUGCGAACCUAAAACAAAUCCCCCUCCAACAACUCGGCCACCUGUAACUACUGCCAACCCAAGGUGCUAUCCAGGAUCAACAGAUCCCCGCUGUCCACAAACGCCCAGAACUACAUCUAAACCAAGGUGUUAUCCUGGAUCAAGUGAUCCUGAGUGCGUUCCAGCUACAUAUUUACCACCAACCACCAGGAUUCCCGCUACCACGCCAAAACCAAGAUGCUAUCCGGGAUCUACAGAUCCUCGUUGUCCUCAGGAAUCAAGAACAACUCCUAAACCAAGAUGCUACCCUGGUUCAAGCGACCCGGAAUGCGAAUAUACUACGAAUUCACCACCAACAACAAGGCCCCCGAUAACGACUAGACAGCCAAGAUGUUAUCCGGGAUCUACAGAUCCAAGGUGUCCUCAAACGGUUAAAACCACACCCAAGCCCAAAUGUUAUCCGGGUUCAACCGACCCCGAUUGUCAGCCAAUAAGAAAGACAACAAAACCGCCUUUGACAAACUGCCGGCCGGGUUCGACCGAUCCGGAUUGCCUCAAUUGCUUCCCUGGUUCUCCGGAUCCAAGAUGUCCCAAAGUUCCAACUACUCGGAAAUCUGGAUGUUUUGAUGGCUCAGAUGAUCCAAAAUGUCAACCAGCUACAUACUUGCCGCCAACAUCGCGGACUCCUACUACAAGAAUUCCCGUAACAACAUCAAAGCCAAGGUGCUAUCCUGGCUCAACCGAUCCACGAUGCCCACAGGAACCAAGAACUACUCCAAAACCGAAUUGCUACCCAGGAUCGACAGAUCCCCGUUGUCCACAAGAACCUAAAACGACUCCAAAACCCAAUUGCUAUCCUGGAUCCACAGACCCCCGAUGCCCGCAGGAACCUCGGACAACUCCAAAACCGAGUUGCUACCCAGGAUCCACAGAUCCUCGUUGCCCACAGGAGCCUAAAACCACUCAAACACCAAGAUGUUAUCCUGGUUCAGACGAUCCUGAGUGCGAACCUAAAACAAAUCCCCCUCCAACAACUAGGCCACCUGUAACUACUGCCAAACCAAGGUGCUAUCCAGGGUCAACAGAUCCCCGCUGUCCACAAACGCCCAGAACUACAUCUAAACCAAGGUGUUAUCCUGGAUCAAGUGAUCCUGAGUGCGUUCCAGCUACAUAUUUACCACCAACCACUAGGACUCCUGCUACCACGCCAAAACCCAGAUGUAAUCCCGGAUCUACAGAUCCGCGUUGUCCUCAGGAUUCAAGAACAACUCCUAAGCCAAGAUGCUACCCUGGUUCAAGCGACCCGGAAUGCGAAUAUACUACGAAUUCCCCACCAACAACAAGGCCAUCGAUAACUACUAGACAGCCAAGAUGUUAUCCGGGAUCCACAGAUCCAAGGUGUCCUCAAACGGUUAAAACCACACCCAAGCCUAGAUGUUAUCCUGGAUCCACCGACCCCGAUUGUCAGCCAAUAAGAAAGACAACCAAACCGCCUUUGACAAACUGCCGGCCUGGUUCGACCGAUCCGGAUUGCCUCAACUGCUUCCCUGGUUCUCCGGAUCCAAGAUGUCCCAAAGUUCCAACUACUCGGAAAUCUGGAUGUUUUGAUGGCUCAGAUGAUCCAAAAUGUCAACCAGCUACAUACUUGCCGCCAACAUCGCGGACUCCUACUACAAGAAUUCCCGUAACAACAUCGAAGCCAAGGUGCUAUCCUCGCUCAACCGAUCCACGAUGCCCACAGGAACCAAGAACUACUCCAAAACCGAAUUGCUACCCAGGAUCGACGGAUCCCCGUUGUCCACAAGAACCUAAAACGACUCCAAAACCCAAUUGCUAUCCUGGAUCCACAGACCCCCGAUGCCCGCAGGAACCUCGGACAACUCCAAAACCGAGUUGCUACCCAGGAUCCACAGAUCCUCGUUGCCCACAGGAGCCUAAAACCACUCAAACACCAAGAUGUUAUCCUGGUUCAGACGAUCCUGAGUGCGAACCUAAAACAAAUCCCCCUCCAACAACUAGGCCACCUGUAACUACUGCCAAACCAAGGUGCUAUCCAGGGUCAACAGAUCCCCGCUGUCCACAAACGCCCAGAACUACAUCUAAACCAAGGUGUUAUCCUGGAUCAAGUGAUCCUGAGUGCGUUCCAGCUACAUAUUUACCACCAACCACUAGGACUCCUGCUACCACGCCAAAACCCAGAUGUAAUCCCGGAUCUACAGAUCCGCGUUGUCCUCAGGAUUCAAGAACAACUCCUAAGCCAAGAUGCUACCCUGGUUCAAGCGACCCGGAAUGCGAAUAUACUACGAAUUCCCCACCAACAACAAGGCCAUCGAUAACUACUAGACAGCCAAGAUGUUAUCCGGGAUCCACAGAUCCAAGGUGUCCUCAAACGGUUAAAACCACACCCAAGCCUAGAUGUUAUCCUGGAUCCACCGACCCCGAUUGUCAGCCAAUAAGAAAGACAACCAAACCGCCUUUGACAAACUGCCGGCCUGGUUCGACCGAUCCGGAUUGCCUCAACUGCUUCCCUGGUUCUCCGGAUCCAAGAUGUCCCAAAGUUCCAACUACUCGGAAAUCUGGAUGUUUUGAUGGCUCAGAUGAUCCAAAAUGUCAACCAGCUACAUACUUGCCCCCAACAUCGCGGACUCCUACUACAAGAAUUCCCGUGACAACAUCGAAGCCAAGGUGCUAUCCUGGCUCAACCGAUCCACGAUGCCCACAGGAACCAAGAACUACUCCAAAAGCGAAUUGCUACCCAGGAUCCACAGAUCCCCGUUGUCCACAAGAACCUAAAACGACUCCAAAGCCCAAUUGCUAUCCUGGAUCCACAGACCCCCGAUGCCCGCAGGAACCUCUGACAACUCCAAAGCCCAAUUGCUACCCAGGAUCCACAGAUCCUCGUUGCCCACAGCAGCCAAAAACGACUCCAAAGCCCAAUUGCUAUCCUGGAUCCACAGACCCCCGAUGCCCGCAGGAACCUCGGACAAGUCCAAAACCGAGUUGCUACCCAGGAUCCACAGACCCUCGUUGCCCACAGGAGCCUAAAACCACACAAAAACCAAGAUGUUAUCCAGGUGCAAAAGAUCCUGAAUGCGUACCUGCUACAUACCUCCCACCAACUACCAGGACACCAGUAACUACUUCAAGGCCCAAUUGUUAUCCGGGGUCAACUGAUCCUCGUUGCCCACAGACGCCUAGAACUACACUCAAGCCUAGAUGUUAUCCUGGAUCGAAUGAUCCUGAGUGUGAACCAACCACAUACCUCCCACCAACCACAAGGAUUCCAAUAACGACACCUAAAGCCAAUUGCUAUCCAGGAUCUACAGAUCCACGAUGCCCACAGGAGCCAAAAACUACUCCCAAGCCGAACUGCUACCCUGGAUCAACCGAUCCCCGUUGUCCAAAAGUACAAACAACUACUUCCAAGCCAAGAUGUUAUCCCGGAUCCACUGACCCAGAUUGUCAAAUACUUAUUAAGACAACUCAACCUCCUUCAACAUCCUGUCGUCCCGGUUCUACCGAUUCAAAAUGUCUCAAUUGCUUCCCUGGUUCCCCGGAUCCAAGAUGUCCAAAAGUUCCAACUACUCGAAAGGCAGGAUGUUUUGAGGGCUCAGAUGAUCCAAAAUGUCAACCAGCUACAUACUUGCCCCCAACAUCGCGGACUCCUACUACAAGAAUUCCCGUGACAACAUCGAAGCCAAGGUGCUAUCCUGGCUCAACCGAUCCACGAUGCCCACAGGAACCAAGAACUACUCCAAAAGCGAAUUGCUACCCAGGAUCCACAGAUCCCCGUUGUCCACAAGAACCUAAAACGACUCCAAAGCCCAAUUGUUAUCCUGGAUCCACAGACCCCCGAUGCCCGCAGGAACCUCUGACAACUCCAAAGCCCAAUUGCUACCCAGGAUCCACAGAUCCUCGUUGCCCACAGCAGCCAAAAACGACUCCAAAGCCCAAUUGCUAUCCUGGAUCCACAGACCCCCGAUGCCCGCAGGAACCUCGGACAAGUCCAAAACCGAGUUGCUACCCAGGAUCCACAGACCCUCGUUGCCCACAGGAGCCUAAAACCACACAAAAACCAAGAUGUUAUCCAGGUUCAAAUGAUCCUGAAUGCGUACCUGCUACAUACCUCCCACCAACUACCAGGACACCAGUAACUACUUCAAGGCCCAAUUGUUAUCCGGGGUCAACUGAUCCUCGUUGCCCACAGACGCCUAGAACUACACUCAAGCCUAGAUGUUACCCUGGAUCGAAUGAUCCUGAGUGUGAACCAACCACAUACCUCCCACCAACCACAAGGAUUCCAAUAACGACACCUAAAGCCAAUUGCUAUCCAGGAUCUACAGAUCCACGAUGCCCACAGGAGCCAAAAACUACUCCCAAGCCGAACUGCUACCCUGGAUCGACCGAUUCCCGUUGUCCAAAAGUACAAACAACUACUUCCAAGCCAAGAUGUUAUCCCGGAUCCACUGAUCCAGAUUGUCAAAUACUUAUCAAGACAACUCAACCUCCUUUAACAUCCUGUCGGCCGGGUUCAACCGAUCCGGAUUGUCUCAACUGCUUCCCUGGUUCCCCAGAUCCAAGAUGUCCCAAGGUUCCGACAACUUUAAGACCAGGUUGUUUUGAAGGCUCAGAUGACCCGAAAUGUCAGCCGGCUACUUACCUGCCUCCAACAUCGCGAAAUCCAACUACUAAAAUACCGAUAACAACAGCGAAGCCAAACUGCUACCCAGGAUCCACCGAUUCCCGCUGCCCACAGGUGCCAAGAACCACUCCCAAGCCAAAUUGUUACCCAGGAUCGACAGAUACCCGUUGUCCACAAGAACCUAAGACGACUCCAAAGCCCAACUGCUAUCCUGGAUCCACAGACCCUCGAUGUCCACAGGAACCUCGGACAACUCCAAAGCCCAAUUGCUACCCAGGAUCUACAGAUCCUCGUUGCCCACAGGAGCCUAAAACCACUCAAAAACCAAGAUGUUAUCCAGGUUCAAAUGAUCCUGAAUGUGUACCUGCUACAUACCUCCCACCAACUACCAGGACACCAGUAACUACUUCAAGACCCAAUUGUUAUCCGGGUUCAACUGAUCCACGUUGUCCACAAGUACCCAAGACCACUGCACAGCCGAAUUGCUACCCUGGAUCCACAGAUCCCCGAUGCCCACAGGAGCCAAGGACCACUCAAAAACCAAAUUGCUAUCCAGGAUCUCCGGAUCCGCGAUGUGCUCAUAGCUUAGUUACCACAACAAGUCAACCUGCAACGACUCCUGUUUAUUGCUAUCCAGGGUCCAUUGAUCCUCGUUGUCCUGAUAGUGGAUAUAAGGGCACAAGCCGCAUUCCAGCCACAUACUUGCCUCCUUUGAGUGAUCCAGGCUAUGAUAGGACCAUACGCGAUGCGAGAAGUUUAUUCUUCAAUGAAAUCAACAAAUUGGCCUCCACGAACAACAAUGUCUUUGAACUAGACGAAGAUGAUGAGAGCGAAUUAAAGAGAAGUAAACGUGAUCUUAAUCUGGAUGCCGAAUUAAAUCCCCUCAUAAUUGCUGAUCAAAGCGAUGAUGAUCUAUUAUCGAGGAAGAUUAUGAAGCGUGAAUUCAGUGAACGUCCACCGGAAAAGGAAAUAAUUUCCCUGACUCUCGGCAUACGGACCGGGAUCAAUGUGAAAUAGUCAGAUAGUAUGAAAAUUAUACACUAGAAAUACUCAUCCCUAAACCGAUAUGUAUUUUACU